This is a messenger RNA of Aspergillus calidoustus, 879 nucleotides long. NCBI's taxonomy places the organism in Eukaryota, Fungi, Ascomycota, Eurotiomycetes, Eurotiales, Aspergillaceae. The record is from the annotation of a GenBank genome assembly.
AUGGCAUACGACAAAGCACCCAGCACCGUUGGGAACCCAUCGAGCCCCGCAGGAGGGAACUCAUCUCCGAUAUCCAAAGACGACGCAGCACAACGCCGAUUACUGGCAGCACUCAGGGCAGCAGAUAUAAUCAAUGGCCGACUAAACAAGAUCAUGUCCUCGGCGGGCGGCCAAGAGCGAGUCUUCGCAUUUGUCCAAUACACAUCCCACAUCCUGCACCACAUUCUCGCCUCAGCCCCCUGGAUUACCCUCCAAACGCGCUUAGGUCUCCUUGCCCGCCUCCGGGCCAUCUCCAAAGCAACUUCACAAUCAACACCACAAACCUCGCCACUUCUCGCCCUCUCCUCGCUCAUGUCCGAAGCCCGCUACAUGCUGCGCCUUCUCGGCCUCUUCCCCCUCCUCGCUUGGGGCGCCGACACACUCAAGUCCCCGCCCUCCGACUCCAUCUUGCACGUCCUCACGAUUCUACAGGUCAUCUCGAACCUCAUCUACCAAAGUCUUGAAAACGUUGCGUUUCUCUCAAGGAAGGGCGUUAUCUCGAAACGCUUCAUCAACCGCUGGGGCGGGGCCGGGAAGUGGGAUCUCUGGAGUACGAGGGCGUGGUUCGGGCACAUCUUCCUGCAGUACUUUGUGCUGUGGCGCAAGCGGGAGUUGAUGAAGAAGGCCGAGGCCAAGGGCGCUUCGAAGGAGAAACAGGCUGCGCUGAGCGCAGAUGUUCGGGCUUGGAAGAAGAGUCUCGUUAACAAUGCUUGCUGGACGCCGUUGUGUCUGCACUGGAGUGUGGAGAAGGGGAUUGGAUUCCCUGGUCAUUUGACUGGAUUCGUGAGCUUCCUGGCGGGGGCUUGGGGAUUCUAUGAUAUCUGGACAGCUACUGCCUAG